AUGUUAUUUGAGCGGGGGCCGCGGGCCUCGGCGAUCGCAGAGCAGAGGAUGCAGAAAGCCGCCUACUAUGACAACGCGGGGCUCUUCGGGGGCUACACCUACAGCAAGGCCGACGCCUACCCCUACAGCGCGGCCCACCAGCCCUACGGCCAGGCCGGCUUGGACGGCGAGUACCCCGGCUCCGCCUGCUCCGUCCAGGGCUCGGCGCCCGGCCGCGCCCCGGCCCACAAGGGCAGCGAGCUGAGCGGGAGCUGCAUGCGGCCGGGCGGGGGCGGCCCCGGGGGCAGUCAGCCCCCGGGGAUGGGGGAGCAGCCCCCGGCCCUGCCGCCUUCCUCCUCGCCCCCACCCCCUCCCAGCGUGCCCCCUCCGAAAAAAGCCAAAGGGGGCCCGAACUCCUCGGGCUCGGCCACCGCCACUCUCAGCAAGCAGAUAUUCCCCUGGAUGAAGGAGUCCCGGCAGAACUCCAAGCAGAAAACCACCUGCGCCCCCCCAGGAGAGAGCUGCGAGGACAAGAGCCCCCCCGGGCCGGCCUCCAAGAGGGUGCGCACAGCCUACACCAGCGCGCAGCUGGUGGAGCUGGAGAAGGAGUUUCACUUCAACCGCUACCUGUGCCGACCGCGCCGUGUGGAGAUGGCCAACCUGCUCAACCUGACCGAGCGGCAGAUCAAGAUCUGGUUUCAGAACCGCCGGAUGAAGUACAAAAAGGACCAAAAAGCCAAAGGCAUCAUGCACUCCCCCGUCGGACAGUCCCCGGACCGCAGCCCCCCCCUGAGCGGCCCAAACCACGUCGGCUACUCCAGCCAGCUUUCCGGCGUCAACAGCCUCAGCUACGACGCGCCCUCGCCCACCUCCUUCGCCAAGUCCCAGCAGAGUAUGUACGGGCUGGCCGCCUACACGGCGCCGCUGAGCAGCUGCCUGCCGCAGCAGAAGCGCUACGCGGGCGCGGAGUACGACCCCCACCCCAUGCAGAGCGGCGGCGGCGGCGGCUUCGCCAACCCCAGCCUGCAGGGCAGUCCCGUCUACGUAGGGGGCAACUUCGUAGACUCGAUGCCAGCCUCAGGCCCCAUGUUCAACCUGGGGCACCUGCAGCACCCCUCCUCCGCCAGCGUGGACUACAGCUGCGCCGCCCAGAUCCCCGGCGGCCACCACCACGGACCUUGCGACCCCCACCCUACCUACACGGACCUCUCCUCUCACCACACCUCUCAGGGACGGAUGCAGGAGGCGCCCAAGCUCACGCAUCUGUAG
Messenger RNA from Myiozetetes cayanensis, 1248 nucleotides. RefSeq names its product homeobox D3 (gene HOXD3). Gene Ontology annotation, biological process: regulation of transcription by RNA polymerase II. Lineage: Eukaryota; Metazoa; Chordata; Aves; Passeriformes; Tyrannidae. Gene Ontology annotation, molecular function: RNA polymerase II cis-regulatory region sequence-specific DNA binding; DNA-binding transcription factor activity, RNA polymerase II-specific. The record is from RefSeq and is a predicted model, not a curated record. Gene Ontology annotation, cellular component: nucleus.